Messenger RNA from Bactrocera tryoni, 2102 nucleotides. It is a transcript of the gene eIF4E1, whose product is annotated as eukaryotic translation initiation factor 4E1. Gene Ontology annotation, cellular component: eukaryotic translation initiation factor 4F complex; cytoplasm. The transcript is spliced from 7 exons. Lineage: Eukaryota; Metazoa; Arthropoda; Insecta; Diptera; Tephritidae. The record is from RefSeq and is a predicted model, not a curated record. Gene Ontology annotation, molecular function: translation initiation factor activity; RNA 7-methylguanosine cap binding. Gene Ontology annotation, biological process: translational initiation. The coding region runs from base 640 to 1356 and encodes 238 amino acids.
AAUAGCCAAAAAUAUAAAACUCGAUUUGGAAAUUGAAAAAACCCCGAUUAAAUAAAAUUCGUGAAAGCAAAAAACCGAAUUCAAGCCCGAGUUGCCAUUGCAAAGCAAGACAGGAACACAGCAACAACAAGCGUACAGCAACACUUUUAUACGUUUCCAAAAGAAGAGAACACUGUUUUUGCAACUCAACACAGCCAUGAGGCCAUCGGAGUCGCCAAGGAGCUAAAACAGAAAUAAUAGCAACGCCCGUGACAACAAAUACAACACACACACACAACAUACGAUAUCAUCAUUACUGCUGAUUUUAUAGUCACCGACCAUUCAAAUAUCAGCGAGUAUUUUGAGUAAUAAAUCGUGCAUUACGCCAACACUAAGAAAAACGCACUGUGUAACAAUUUUCAGCUCGCAAGAGUAACAACAACAACAAGGGGCACCACUGUAUCAGCUUCAUUUGGAAGCUUGAAAGUAGAAUUGAGCGAGUGAGCAGUACUGUCAGUGGGGUGCGUCUUUCGUCCGAUACGAUCAACUCGAAUCACUGCUGCUUUAACGACUGCAGACAGUAUUAGCAAAGCGAUCAGUACACUUUCGCUUUUCGACAUAGCCUACAUAUAUUGAUAGCAGCUCCACCCCUCCGCAAACAUGAUGUUUCAGAGCGACUUCCAUAGAAAGAAAAAUUUCGCUAAUCCUAAUUUGUUCAAUAAUUCCACUGCUGCGGAAAAGCCAACAUCUCCUCAGCAACCAACACCUGCAAGCGGCCGUCCUGAUGCCAAAGAGGAAACCAAGGAGCAAGAAGAAGUGCGUACAGAGCAUCUUUUUAAGCACCCGCUGCAGAAUACCUGGACUCUUUGGUACUUGGAGAACGACCGCUCCAAAUCAUGGGAAGACAUGCAAAACGAAAUAACCAGCUUUGACACAGUUGAAGACUUCUGGAGCCUCUACAACCACAUCAAGCCGCCAUCUGAUAUCAAAUUGGGCAGUGAUUACUCGUUAUUCAAGAAAGGAAUCAGACCGAUGUGGGAAGAUGCUGGCAACAAACAAGGCGGUCGUUGGGUGAUUACACUAAAUAAGACUUCCAAGGCAGAUUUGGAUAAUUUGUGGCUUGAUGUUCUCCUUUGCCUAAUUGGUGAAGCGUUUGAGCAUUCAGAUGAGGUUUGCGGUGCUGUGGUCAACAUUCGUGGAAAGAACAAUAAAAUUUCUAUUUGGACAGCUAAUGGCAAUAAUGAGGAAGCAGCACUAGAAAUCGGAAAUAAACUGAGAGAAGCCCUGCGUUUGGGUCGUCAAAAUUUGCAUUAUCAGCUGCACAAGGACACAAUGGUUAAAACGGGUUCGAAUGUCAAAUCGGUUUAUACUCUCUAAAAAGUUUACGUACGCGCUUGUGUAGAUUUAGCUAACCACACCUCGAUACAUUUACAUACACACGCGCUGACAACAUCGUUUGAUCGAGUUAAGAAAUUUAUAUUGUACUAAGCCUACAUUUCUAAAAAGUGAAUUCAGAAAAUCGAAGACUACCAAAAAAAAAUUACAUUACUAAAACCAACCCACACAUUAAUCGUUGCAUAUGAGCGUCGCUAACGCUUACUUACCGGAUUUCAUGAACAUGACAAUUCGAAUUUGUAGCCGUUCCGACGCCGUUAAAAGAAUUUAUUCAAUUGUAGCUGCAUAUGCAAGAAAGGAGUAAAUGGAAUUAAAACCCACACAUCGUAAAGCAAACUUCAAAAUAAUACAUAUGCAACAUAAAUUAUACAAGAAAUCAUUGUUAAAUGAAGAUACAAAUUUGUUUUACUGUAGGAAAGAUCGCAGCAGAAAUAUAUACGAGACUGCAAAUGACUGCUUGCUCCAGGCAAAUUAAUGACGAAACAAUGUAGACGACUGUUAAUAGAAUUAGUUCGAAUUUAAAAAAAAAAAUAAGAAGUGUUGAGACUGCAAAGCAGGUCUUUCAGCUAAAUGUGCAUCAAACAUGAAACUUUUAAGAAACGAAAACGUCUAUCGUCAUUAUUUACUGAAAACGGCCUGGUUCGCAUACAAUUGUAGUCAGUAUCGAAUCCUAUGCGUGUUAUAAUGUAAACGAUAUGGAAUUAAACUAAUAAAUUUGAUAAAACAUA